Messenger RNA from Camelina sativa (false flax), 1053 nucleotides. The record is from RefSeq and is a predicted model, not a curated record. NCBI's taxonomy places the organism in Eukaryota, Viridiplantae, Streptophyta, Magnoliopsida, Brassicales, Brassicaceae.
AUGCUCUGCCUUUUUCUUUUUAAGUUCUUCUCAAGCUUAAACCAACAGGCUCACACCGUCUCUUUCAUCUCCACUCCAUGUAAUAUCGAUCGCCUACUCCCAUGGUUGCCGGAGAAUCUCUCCUCCGCCAUUAACUUCGUCAAGCUUCCACUUCCCGUCGUCGGCGACAACAAACUCCCGGAGGACGGCGAAGCCACCACCGACUUGCCUGUUGAACUUAUCUCUUACUUAAAAAUCGCUUACGACGGGUUGAAGUCUCCGGUGACGGAGUUUCUUGAAUCUUCCAAACCAGACUGGGUUCUUCAAGAUUUCGCGGCGUAUUGGCUUCCUCCGAUCUCUCGCCGCCUUGGAAUCAAGACCGGUUUCUUACGCGCUUUCAACGGCGCGACGCUCGGGAUUCUGAAACCAUCGGGGUUCGAAGAGUACUGUACUUGUCCGGCGGAUUUCAUGAAGCCGCCUAAGUGGGUUCUGUUCGAAACUCCGGUGGCUUUCAAGUUAUUCGAAUGCCGGUACAUUUUUCAUGGAUUCAUGGCGGAGACCACCGAAGGAAAUGUCCCCGACAUCCACCGUGUCGGCAGGGUGAUCGACGGCUGUGACGCCAUCUUCGUACGGUGCUGUUACGAGUACGAAGCUGAGUGGUUAGGAAUGAUACAAGAUCUUCACCGGAAACCGGUUAUCCCGGUGGGAGUCUUACCACCUAAACUGGAAGAAAAGUUUGAAGACACCGACACGUGGCUGACUGUUAAGAAGUGGUUGGACUCCCGGAAAACUAAGGACUCGUCGUGGUUCGGGGGAUACGAACCGGUCGAGCUUCCGGAAGGGUUCGAAGAGCGUACGGCGGGUAGAGGAAUGGUGUGGAGAGGUUGGGUUGAGCAAUUAAGAACACUGAGCCAUGAUUCCAUCGGUUUGGCCCUGACUCAUCCCGGUUGGGGAACGAUAAUCGAAGCUAUCCGGUUUUCUAAACCGAUGGCAGUACUGGUUUUUCUGAACGACCAAGGAUUGAAUGCUAGUCAUCGAGCAGAAGAAAAUUGGGUAUAUGAUCCCUCGGGAUGA